Messenger RNA from Paramecium pentaurelia, 988 nucleotides. NCBI's taxonomy places the organism in Eukaryota, Ciliophora, Oligohymenophorea, Peniculida, Parameciidae. The record is from the annotation of a GenBank genome assembly.
AUGAAUAAGAAUGCUAAAUUUAUAUGGUAUAUAUAUAAUGGAAAUCAAAGAGCUAAAAAUAAACACUAAGUUUUCUUUAAAGAAUAAUCAAAUUUAAAAUAAGCUGCAGUGGCAUUAAUAUUUUGGACACCAAAUACAAUAAGUUCAAAAUUGCCAACUUUAGGAUAAGCUCAUAUGAAGAGUAUUUGCAGUUAAAAUCAUUUAUUGGAAUUAUUAAGAUAGGAAAGUUUUGAAUGUAAAUUAAUGGUUUGUUAACGAUAAUUCAAUUUAAGAGAUAUUCAUUCAAAUGAGAUUUGUUUUCCUGGAGGAAAAUUGGAUAAUGAAGAAAGUGAUUUUGAGGCUGUAAUAAGAGAAGUGAUGGAAGAAGUAGAUGUAGAUUUAAGAAAACAUUAAACAUUUUAUUUAGGUCGUCUUCCAAAUAAUAUUGAGAUUAAGGAUGCUCCAAAAGGUUUAAGGGUUUGUACUCAUGUAUUUAUUGUUUCAGGUGAGUAACCCUAAAUUACAUUAAAUUAAUAGGAAUUAUAAGAUUGUAAGUGGAUACCAAUCUCUUACUUUUAUGAUUUGAGUGAUAAAAUUAGAUUAGGAAAAUGUACAUAAUCAUUUACAUUUUUUAUGGUGAAGUCUUUUUUUUAAAGAUCCCCAAAAAUAAUUGAUGAAAUAGUGAAAAAUUUUGAUCAUGGUUUAUUUGGUUAAGUAGAUGUGGGAAUGAAAAAUCAUUUAUUUGGAUUUAGUUUAAUGAUAUUUGCUUAAAUGUGUAAUUUAGUUUUGACUGAAUAAAAAGAAGGUAGAGAAUAUUUUGGAGAUAUUAGAUUGAUAACUUCAAUUGUCAAUUUAAUGCAUUUGAAUUUUACAGAAAAUACAUUCAUAGGUAUAUUAAUUAAAUUUAUAUAUUGUAGGUAAAUUAUGUGAUUGGUAUUUCUCUAAGAUGUAUAAGACUUAUAGAAUUUAGAAUAGAAUAGAGGUGAGAAAAUAUUUAGGGAAAUUAUGA